GGAACAGCUGACAAUGGAAAAAUUUCCAAUUCAGCUGUCUUGGUGAGCAAUCACACAAUUGUUACCCAGUUCUGCAAAGAUCACAACAUUGGACUUGUGUUAGUUGGAGAGGAAGCUCUGUUGGCAGCUGGGAUUGUGGAUGACUUGAGGGCGGCAGGAGUUCGGUGUUUUGGCCCGUCUGCCAAGGCAGCCCGGCUGGCAUCCAACACCAGCCUCACUAAAGCCUUUCUGGAUCGACACGGGAUCCCAACAGCACGAUGGAAAGCCUUCAGCAACGCCCAGGAAGCCUGUAGGUUUAUCACCAGCACGGACUUCCCUGCACGAGUGGUGCGGGCGAGGGGCCCUGCGGCCAGGAAGGAGGUGACCAUCACAGCCAGCAAGGAGGAGGCCUGCAGAGCUGCCCAGGAGAUCAUGCAGGACAGAAUGUUUGGAGAGAUGGUUGUUAUUGAAGAACUUCUUCAAGGGGAAGAACUUUCUUGCUCGUGUUUCACGGACGGUGUCACCAUCGCUCCCAUGCCCCCGGCCCAGGCCCACAAGCGGUUACUGGAUGGGGACCAGGGCCCCAACACUGGAGGGAUGGGAGCCUAUUGUCCAGUCCCUCAGGUUCCAGAAGUUCUUCUAGAGCAGAUCAGGGGUGCAAUCCUCCAGCAUGUUGUUGACAGUAUGAGACAAGAGGGAACAGCCUAUGUGGGUGUGCUGCAAACAAGUUUAAUGCUGACCAAAGAGGGGGUGAAGAUUUUAAACUUUAAGUGUCAGUUUGGGGAUCCCCAGUGCCAGGUAAUUCUUCCCCUGCUUAAAAAUGAUUUCUAUGAAGUGAUUCAGGCAACGAUUGAUGGCAAACUCUGCAGCUUCAUGCCAGCCUGGUCGGAGAGCAGCACGGCCGUGUGCGUGGUCAUGGCCAGCGCAGGAUACCCGGGGGACUGCGACAGAGGCAUGGAGGUGACAGGGCUGCUGCAGGCCAAGGCCUUGGGGCUGCAGGUGUUCCAUGGUGGCACAGCACUGAGGGAUGGCAGGGUGGUGACGAGUGGUGGCAGAGUGCUCUCCAUCACUGCGGUCCGGGAGGACCUGCUGGAAGCCCUGGCAGAAGCCAACAGGGGCGUGGCCACCAUCCACUUCCAGGGAGCCACGUACAGGAGGGACGUCGGCCAGCGGGGCCUGCGGCUGCUCCGACAGCCCCUGGCCCUGAUGUACAAAGAGAGACGUGUGGAAGCCGCAGCCAGGGACGUUCUGUGUCACCUGCCACAAGCAUCAGUUGUGAGUGGUACCAGGUCAGGCAGUCGCCCAGAACUGGGAGGCUUUGCUGGUUUCUUUGACUUGAAGACAUCUGGUUAUGAGGAUCCCAUCCUGGUGUGUCAAGCUAAAGGCCUUGGAGCUAAACUGCAGAUGGCACAAGCCUGCAGGAGACACACCACCCUCGGGCAGGACCUGGUGGCCCUGUGUGUCAAUGCCCUGCUGCCCCACGGAGCAGAGCCCCUCUUCUUCCUCAGUUAUUUUGCCUGUGGCAAACUUGAUGCUGAAGUGACUGAGACGAUCCAAGAAGGAAUGGCUGAAGCCUGCAGGAGUGCAGGAUGUGCUUUCCUGGGUAGGAACACUCCUCUCCUCUGGGAUUUGAACACUGAGGUUGAAAUUAUCACCAGAGAAACGGACUCUGGAGGCAGAGGUAGAGAGGCCCUGCUGAGCCCAGGCAGGCUGUACAGCCCAGCCCUGCUGCCCGUGCUGCGCUCGGGCCACGUGAAGGCCUUUGCCCCCAUUGCUGAGGAGGGGCUGCUGGGGGGCAUCUCCAGGGUCCUGCCGGAGCACGUCAGCGCCGUGCUGGACGCUCUCAGCUGGAAGAUCCCUGAAAUCUUCUGCUGGCUUUACAAGGAGGGGAACCUCUCUGCAGAGGAGAUGGCCCAGACCUUUCCCUGUGGGCUCGGGGCGGUGCUGGUGGUGCAGCAGGACCUGGCCCAGCACGUCCUGGGGGCCAUCCGGCGGCGGGAGGAAGCCUGGCUCAUCGGGAAGGUGGUUGCCCCGUGUCACACAGGUUCCCACAUCCAAGUGCAGAACCUGGUGGAGGCCCUGCAGCAGAGCAGCCCCCAGGGCCUGCUGGGUGACCCCACCAUGGAGCCUCGGCACCAGCCCAGGAGGAGAAAGGUGAAGGUGGCAGUUCUCGUCUCUGGAACAGGCACGACCCUCCCCGCGCUCAUCGCUUACACCAGGGAGCCAGGCAGCUGUGCCCAGGUCGUCCUUGUCAUCUCCAACAAGUCUGGUGUGGAAGAACUCCGGAAUGCAGCCCGGGCUGGAAUUCCCACCAGGGUGAUUGACCACAAGCUGUACGGGAGUCGCUCGGAGUUCGACAGCACGAUCGACCGAGUGCUGGGGGAGUUUGCUGUGGAGCUGGUCUGUCUGUCAGGGUUUAUGAGGGUUUUGUCCAGCCCUUUCCUCCGAAAAUGGAAAGGGAAAAUUUUGAAUGCUUCUCCCUCACUUUUUCCACUCAUCAAGGAUGGAAAUGCCCCUCAGGAGCCCCCACAAAGUGGAUUCAAGGUCACAGGCUGCACCGUGCAUUUUGUCCUGGAGGACUCCGGCCCCAGGGCCGUGAUCCACCGGGAGCCCAUCCCCGUGCGGGCGGAGGACACGGAGCAGGCGCUGGCGGAGCGGGUGAAGGAGGCCGAGUGCCGCGCCUUCCCCGUGGCCCUGCAGCUCGUGGCCAGCGGGGCCGUGAGCCUGGGAGCCGAUGGAAGAACCUCCUGGAAGCAGGAGAGCCAAAGUCUGGGGCUGCACGGGGAGAAGGGAGACUGCACAUCCUCCCUCGUGGCUCCGGAGCCUCCCGAACACGGUGGGGAGUAGGCGGGUAACGAGGGGCUCGUGUGUGCUCACCUUCCCUCCCCCUCCUCCUCCCGUGCUGCUCUCUGAUGUGCCCAUGGCUCAGGUUUCCACUCCCAGCCUUUUCCCUCAGCUCACAGCCUGAACCAUUCCAUGAUUCUCGGUGUGUCUGCCAGAAUUGUGACCUUCGUGCAAGUAACAAAUCAGGAAGAAAGCCAGAAAAGCCAAAACAGAAAUGAAGUAGCCAGAGAUGAAUUUUCCAGAGGAGGGAUCAACAAGAGCCAUUUGAUGCAGUGGGAAAAAUCUAUUCCUGUUCUGUGGUGUGUCCUGGAAGGGCCCUGCUGUGUCCGUGCUCUUGGGCUCUGUGGGAGCAGCAUCAGCCCCAGUUCCAAAGGCUGAAUUUUUCCCUUUUUUUAUUCUGUGUGGGGGCUUUACUGUGGCACGUGGGGUUUGAUACUCAGGGAGGGGAGGAGUUCAGUUCCCUCCUGUGAACUGCCAUUCCUGGACAGAGAUCUGGAUCUGUCCCUUGCACUGCAACGACGGGAGCAAGGAAGGUGCGUUUUUCAGGAGCUGGGAGAAAUGGGAAGAACUGCACCCAGGCAAGGUUAUGGAAUAUUUGGUAUAGAAAACUUCUGUGAUCAAAGCACUGCUUGGUUUGUGUUUGGUCUGUUGUAACUGUGGAGUAGCUUCCUGCUGUACUUCAUUGGAAUUGCA
This is a messenger RNA of Manacus vitellinus (golden-collared manakin), 3516 nucleotides long. Its product is annotated as trifunctional purine biosynthetic protein adenosine-3. NCBI's taxonomy places the organism in Eukaryota, Metazoa, Chordata, Aves, Passeriformes, Pipridae. The record is from RefSeq and is a predicted model, not a curated record. The transcript has 20 exons. Gene Ontology annotation, biological process: adenine biosynthetic process; 'de novo' IMP biosynthetic process. The annotation marks the transcript as partial. Gene Ontology annotation, molecular function: phosphoribosylglycinamide formyltransferase activity; metal ion binding; phosphoribosylformylglycinamidine cyclo-ligase activity. Gene Ontology annotation, cellular component: cytosol.